AUGGAAGACGAACAAGAUUCAACUAUACAAAAAAAAUUAAGUUUUUCAAUCGAUAAUAUUCUCGACAAACCACAACCAUUAUUUAUUAAAAUAAAACAUCAUCAUCAUUUACUUAUUGAUAGUAAUAAUCAUCAUCAUCAUCAACGAUUAACAUCUGCAGAUGAUAAUAAACAUAUACAUUAUGAUGAACAUCAUGGUAGUAGUGAUUGUUCAGCAAUAUCAACGAGUGAUGAUGAUGAAAGUUGUUCAGAUGAUGGAAUUAUAAGUCAAUAUAAUCAUCAUGAAAUUAUUCAUAGAAAAAAGAAGACACGUACUGUUUUCUCUCGUACACAAAUAUUUCAAUUAGAAACAACAUUUGAUCGAAAACGAUAUUUAUCCAGUGCAGAUCGAGCUAAUUUAGCUCAAGGUUUACGACUUACUGAACAACAAGUUAAAAUUUGGUUUCAAAAUCGACGAAAUAAAUUGAAACGUCAAAUAGUUGAAGCAAGUCAAUCAAUAAAUUCAGUUGUUGCAUCUUUACAAACUCCAUCAUCAACAUCAUCAUCGAAUCAUACAUUAUCAUUACCCAGUGAUUUUUCUUCUUCAUCUUCAUCGAAACAACAUCAUCGUCAUUUUGAUCCAGCAUCAUUCUAUGAAUUAGCUACACUUGCUGCAGCACAUGCAGCAGCUGCUUUUCAUAAUAAUAAAUCUCAAACUAGUACAACAUUUCAAGAUUUUGCCAAUUCUCUUACAACGCAAACAGCCGUUUGA
Messenger RNA from Adineta steineri, 750 nucleotides. The record is from the annotation of a GenBank genome assembly. NCBI's taxonomy places the organism in Eukaryota, Metazoa, Rotifera, Eurotatoria, Adinetida, Adinetidae.